AACUACAAUGUAUAUGAUGGCGGAAAGAAAAAUCGUUGCCAAAUGGUUAUGGAUGCAUUUGCGGAAAUGGCUCCAAAAGCUGCACUAACAGAAGCUAAUAGAGCAUUAUCUAUCUUCCUGGGAUGGUGCUUUGAAGUGUUUCAUGGGUUCAGCAUAAUUUUGGAUGAUAUAAUUGAUGGGAGUACAACCCGAAGAGGAAAAUCAUGUUGGUAUAAACUCGAUGAUGUCCGGAUGACAGCCAUCAAUGACGGCAUACUGCUUCAAGCCCUCGUUUAUGAGGUACUUAAGAAAAAAUUUGGUUCUAUGCAAUGCUACGGAGGUCUCCAAGAAGCAUUUCAUAAAGCUAUUUUAAUUUCCUCGAUGGGGGAGAACAUGGAACUCUCCACUAUGCAUCAGGAUGUCUUAACAUUCACAAUGGAGCAAGUUAGACGGAUUGCAACAAAGAAAACAGCUCAUUCUUCCAUCUAUACACCAACUGAAUUGGCCCUAAACCUAAUAGACAGUCGGAAUUUGCAAGCUUUGAAAGAUGCAAAGAAUGUUCUGUAUGAAAUUGGAAUUUUCAUGCAAAACCAAGAUGAUUUCUUAGACUGCUACGGUGAUCCAGCCGUUACAGGCAAAGUAGGAACUGAUAUUCAGGAUAACAAGUGCACGUGGCUCGUUGCAGCAUUCUUGGAACGUGCCAAUGAAGCACAAAAGGAAAUUCUGAAGGAAACUUAUGGGAAGAAAGACGAAAAGUCUGUUCAGAUAGUUAAGCAACUCUACGAAGACGUAGGUUUACGUAAAGUCUUCAGGACGUACGAAGAUUCUUCUUACAGAAAGAUCAAAGAAGAUAUUCAACAGGUAAAAGGAAUUCCGCAGAGAUUGUAUCAAAACUUGAUGGAUAAAUUUUAUAAAAGGAAAUUUUAAUUAUUUUUAAUGAAAAAAAAAACAUUUUAUAGUCUCUGAAUAAGAACAAAUCAAUAAAGAUCUAUUUCACUGACUCUUUUCCUAAUAAGAGAAAUGAUUUAACAAAUUGUAAUAAAGGUUGUAGAAUUGAGUUUUUUUUGUAAAAUUAGGUGAAUUAAUGAACAUUUUAAUUUGAAAGAUUUUGAAAUAAACUUUACUUUUAAAGCCCCUUGAUAAAAAAAAUAAGAUUUUUUAUAUUCUUAAAAUUCUGGCUUCAAAAAUAAAAUAGUUAUCACAGGUUGUCACCUACGUUCCAGACAACUAUUCAGCC
Messenger RNA from Lutzomyia longipalpis, 1216 nucleotides. Its product is annotated as farnesyl pyrophosphate synthase-like. The record is from RefSeq and is a predicted model, not a curated record. Gene Ontology annotation, biological process: trans, trans-farnesyl diphosphate biosynthetic process. Gene Ontology annotation, cellular component: cytoplasm. NCBI's taxonomy places the organism in Eukaryota, Metazoa, Arthropoda, Insecta, Diptera, Psychodidae. The transcript is spliced from 2 exons. Gene Ontology annotation, molecular function: dimethylallyltranstransferase activity; (2E,6E)-farnesyl diphosphate synthase activity. Bases 43 to 906 code for a protein of 287 amino acids.